GAGAACGACUUCGGGGUGUCCAGUCUGUUCUAGCCCAUCUUCCCCACCUGCUUGGCCCUAGAGUCUAUGUCCUUUCCUCGGAGCGCGCUUCGGUGAGCGCGCCCUGAAGCCCGCCCUGGAUCCUCAUGUGGAGACCGAGUCUGGGGCUCCCAUGGCCUCCCGUAGCCUCCGGGAGCCUACUGUCUCUGGCACGGACACCGACACGGGGGACGAGGGCGUGCGCGGCACCUGUGAUGACGCUUCCCUUUGCAAGAGGUUUGCUGUGAGUGUUGGCUAUUGGCAUGACCCAUAUAUUCAACAUUUUGUGAGACUGUCAAAAGAAAGGAAGGCUCCUGAAAUUAACAGAGGGUACUUUGCUCGCGUUCAUGGUGUCAAUCAGCUGCUAAAGGCUUUCCUAAGGAAGACAGAAUGCAAUUGUCAAGUUAUAAAUCUUGGUGCUGGUAUGGAUACUACAUUCUGGAAAUUAAAGGAUGAAAAUCUUCUACCAAAAAAAUAUUUUGAAAUUGAUUUUCCAAUGAUAGUCACAAGGAAACUAUAUAACAUCAAAGCCAAAUCUUCUCUAUCAAAACCAAUCCAAGAAGUCCAUUCAGAAGAAUCUUUUCUAUUAGAUGGACAUGUCUUGGAUUCAAAGAGAUUUGCCAUUGUGGGAGCAGAUCUCAGAGACUUAAACAAGAUGGAAGAGAAACUAAAGAAAUGUAACAUGAAUACACAAUUACCAACUCUGCUGGUAGCAGAAUGUGUACUGGUUUACAUGACACCGGAGCAGUCAGCAAAUCUUUUAAAAUGGGCAGCCAACACUUUUGAAACAGCGAUGUUCAUAAACUACGAACAGGUUAAUAUGGAUGAUAAGUUUGGGCAGAUCAUGGUUGAGAACCUUCGCAGGAGACAGUGUGACCUGGCUGGAGUUGAAACCUGUAAAUCUUUAGAAUCUCAGAAACAGCGUCUACUGUCAAAUGGAUGGGAGAAAGCUUUUGCCAUUGACAUGAUGGAAUUAUAUAGCAGUCUACCACGAGCUGAAGUUGGCAGGAUAGAAGCACUUGAAUUCCUUGAUGAAAUGGAGCUUCUUGAGCAACUUAUGCAGCAUUACUGUCUUUGUUGGGCAAUAAAAGGUGGAAACAACCUAGAUCUCAAGGAUAUUACCUACAAAUAAUUUCUUCAGGGAAGUUAUUGAGCCAGAAGCCAAAGCUACCAUUCCUUCUAUGGAAGAAAUGCUUUAGAGCUUUCUGCAGUGAAAGAACCAUGCAUGUACACGCCUCACUCUCUUCAGUGUCACCCACACUUCCAAAAGACUCAAGAAACCAGUGUUGCUGGAGAUGUUUCCUGCUGGUUUAUUGUAUUAAUAAAUCUCUAUCAUCUUUCUGAGCAGA
This is a messenger RNA of Gracilinanus agilis (Agile Gracile Mouse Opossum), 1367 nucleotides long. RefSeq names its product leucine carboxyl methyltransferase 1 (gene LCMT1). Lineage: Eukaryota; Metazoa; Chordata; Mammalia; Didelphimorphia; Didelphidae. The transcript has 11 exons. Gene Ontology annotation, molecular function: protein C-terminal leucine carboxyl O-methyltransferase activity. Gene Ontology annotation, biological process: C-terminal protein methylation. The record is from RefSeq and is a predicted model, not a curated record. Gene Ontology annotation, cellular component: cytosol. Bases 152 to 1150 code for a protein of 332 amino acids.